AUGGGCAGCACCACCGGAGCCAGCCUCCUCCGUGCCCUGCUGUUCGCGUCGCUCUUCGCCGGGUUCGCGGCGCAUCUCGCCGCCGGGGAGAAGGACUGCUACGACGAGAGGGACAGCGUCAUCCGCAUGUGCAAGUGGACCAUCAAGAAGGGGAGCCCCUACGUGAUCCCGGACAUGCCCUGCCGCCUCGAGGUGAGGAAGGUGGACAUGCCCUGCAUCUGCCGCGUCCUCACCGCCGCCGACGAGCGGAUCAUCAGCCCCGAGAAGCUCGUCCGCUGCUCCCGCGAAGCCGGCGUCGCCCUCCCCGUCGGGAGCAAAUGCGGGACCUACACCAUCGUGGCGCCAGCGCCACCAUCCGCGCAUGCGUGA
This is a messenger RNA of Triticum turgidum subsp. durum (durum wheat), 369 nucleotides long. NCBI's taxonomy places the organism in Eukaryota, Viridiplantae, Streptophyta, Magnoliopsida, Poales, Poaceae. The record is from the annotation of a GenBank genome assembly.